Molecule: messenger RNA, 4043 nt
Organism: Alexandromys fortis (reed vole)
Lineage: Eukaryota; Metazoa; Chordata; Mammalia; Rodentia; Cricetidae
Gene: Pc
Product: pyruvate carboxylase
Exons: 20
Coding region: 145-3654 (1169 amino acids)
Biological process (GO): pyruvate metabolic process; gluconeogenesis
Cellular component (GO): cytoplasm
Molecular function (GO): pyruvate carboxylase activity; metal ion binding; ATP binding
Source: RefSeq, a predicted model, not a curated record
UUUGUAUUCUGGGGCCAGUGACCUCAGGUGGAGCAGCUGCUGGCUGUGGGUCAUCUACCAAGUCCUCUGUACAGCAGCCUAGGUGCUUGGCCAGUGACUGUUCCAGAACAGGUGCAGCUCUACACAUCUGACUCAAGUCCUGGGAUGCUGAAGUUCCAAACAGUUCGAGGGGGCCUGAGGCUCCUGGGUGUCCGCCGCUCCUCCACUGCCCCUGUUGCCUCCCCAAAUGUACGGCGCAUGGAGUACAAGCCCAUUAAGAAAGUCAUGGUGGCCAACAGGGGUGAGAUUGCCAUCCGAGUGUUUCGUGCCUGCACAGAACUGGGCAUCCGCACAGUGGCCGUCUACUCGGAGCAGGACACAGGCCAGAUGCAUCGGCAGAAAGCUGAUGAAGCCUACCUUAUUGGUCGUGGCCUGGCGCCUGUGCAGGCCUAUCUGCACAUCCCAGAUAUCAUCAAAGUGGCCAAGGAGAAUGGUGUUGAUGCUGUGCACCCAGGCUACGGGUUCCUCUCAGAGAGAGCAGACUUUGCUCAAGCUUGCCAGGAUGCUGGAGUCCGGUUCAUUGGGCCAAGUCCAGAGGUAGUCCGCAAGAUGGGAGACAAAGUGGAGGCCCGGGCCAUUGCCAUCGCUGCAGGUGUCCCAGUGGUCCCUGGCACUGAUGCCCCCAUCAACUCAAUGCAUGAGGCUCACGAGUUCUCCAGAACCUAUGGCUUCCCUAUUAUCUUCAAGGCUGCCUAUGGAGGUGGGGGCCGUGGCAUGAGGGUUGUGCACAGCUAUGAGGAGCUGGAGGAGAAUUACACCCGAGCCUACUCUGAGGCCUUGGCAGCCUUUGGGAAUGGGGCACUGUUUGUGGAGAAGUUCAUUGAAAAGCCACGGCACAUCGAGGUGCAGAUCCUAGGGGACCAGUAUGGGAACAUCCUGCACUUGUACGAGCGUGACUGCUCCAUCCAGCGGCGGCAUCAGAAGGUAGUUGAGAUUGCUCCUGCUGCCCAUAUGGACCCCCAGCUUCGCUCACGCCUCACCAGUGACUCUGUCAAACUUGCCAAGCAGGUGAGGACAUGCUCCUGGGGACAUGAGCCCAUUUUUGUAAACUUUCUUGAACCCCUCCUCCCUGCUUCACCUCAUCACCUUCUCAUUUGCAGCGUGGACCUGGUCCAUGCUCAGAUUCACGUGUCUGAGGGCCGGAGCCUGCCUGACCUGGGCCUGCGGCAGGAGAACAUCCGCAUCAAUGGCUGUGCCAUUCAGUGUCGAGUAACCACGGAGGACCCUGCACGCAGCUUCCAGCCCGACACUGGGCGCAUUGAGGUUUUUCGGAGUGGCGAGGGCAUGGGCAUCCGCCUGGACAAUGCCUCUGCCUUCCAGGGGGCUGUCAUAUCACCCCACUAUGACUCUCUGCUUGUCAAAGUCAUCGCCCACGGCAAAGACCACCCCACAGCUGCCACCAAGAUGAGCAGAGCCCUGGCUGAGUUCCGUGUCCGAGGUGUAAAGACCAACAUCCCCUUCCUGCAGAAUGUGCUCAACAACCAGCAGUUCUUAGCAGGCACUGUGGACACCCAGUUCAUUGAUGAGAACCCUGACCUCUUCCAGCUGCGGCCCGCACAGAACCGAGCCCAGAAGCUGCUACAUUACCUCGGACAUGUCAUGGUGAAUGGCCCCAGCACUCCACUCCCUGUCAAGGUCAAUCCCAGCCCUGUGGACCCCGUUGUUCCUACAGUGCCUAUAGGUCCACCCCCAGCUGGCUUCAGAGACAUCCUUCUGCGAGAGGGGCCAGAGGGCUUUGCCCGAGCUGUGCGGAAUCACCAGGGGCUGCUGCUGAUGGACACAACCUUCCGGGAUGCCCACCAGUCACUGCUGGCCACUCGAGUGCGCACACAUGAUCUCAAAAAGAUUGCGCCCUAUGUUGCCCACAGCUUCAACAGGCUCUUCAGCAUGGAGAACUGGGGAGGAGCCACAUUCGAUGUUGCUAUGCGCUUCUUAUAUGAGUGCCCCUGGAGGCGGCUGCAGGAGCUUCGGGAGCGCAUCCCCAACAUCCCAUUCCAGAUGCUCCUGCGGGGGGCCAAUGCCGUGGGCUACACCAAUUACCCUGACAACGUGGUCUUCAAGUUCUGUGAGGUGGCCAAAGAGAAUGGUAUGGACAUCUUCCGAAUCUUUGACUCCCUCAACUACCUGCCAAACAUGCUGCUGGGCAUGGAAGCAGCAGGCAGUGCUGGGGGUGUGGUGGAGGCUGCCAUCUCGUACACCGGUGAUGUGGCUGACCCCAGCCGCACUAAAUACACGCUGGAGUACUACAUGGGCUUAGCUGAAGAACUGGUGCGAGCUGGCACCCACAUCCUGUGCAUUAAGGACAUGGCAGGGCUACUGAAGCCUGCGGCCUGCACCAUGCUGGUCAGCUCCCUCCGGGACCGAUUCCCUGACCUCCCGCUGCACAUCCACACCCAUGACACCUCAGGAGCAGGCGUGGCGGCCAUGCUGGCCUGUGCACAAGCUGGGGCUGAUGUUGUGGAUGUGGCAGUAGACUCCAUGUCUGGAAUGACAUCACAGCCCAGCAUGGGGGCCCUGGUGGCAUGUACCAAGGGGACUCCUCUGGACACAGAGGUACCCCUGGAGCGUGUGUUUGACUACAGCGAGUACUGGGAAGGGGCUCGGGGGCUCUAUGCAGCUUUUGAUUGUACUGCUACCAUGAAGUCUGGCAACUCAGAUGUGUAUGAGAAUGAGAUCCCGGGGGGCCAAUACACCAACCUACACUUCCAGGCCCACAGCAUGGGGCUUGGCUCCAAGUUCAAGGAGGUCAAGAAGGCCUAUGUGGAGGCUAACCAGAUGCUGGGGGACCUCAUCAAGGUGACACCAUCCUCCAAGAUUGUGGGUGACCUGGCCCAAUUCAUGGUGCAGAAUGGGUUAAGCCGGGCAGAGGCUGAAGCUCAGGCAGAAGAGCUGUCCUUCCCCCGCUCUGUGGUGGAAUUCCUGCAGGGCUACAUUGGGAUCCCCCAUGGGGGUUUCCCUGAGCCCUUCCGCUCUAAGGUGCUAAAGAACCUGCCAAGAGUGGAGGGGCGGCCUGGAGCCUCCCUCUCCCCCUUGAACCUGCAGGAGCUAGAGAAGGACCUGAUUGAACGGCAUGGGGAGGAGGUGACCCCAGAGGAUGUUCUCUCUGCAGCCAUGUACCCUGAUGUCUUUGCCCAGUUCAAAGACUUCACGGCCACCUUUGGUCCUCUGGAUAGCCUCAAUACCCGCCUCUUUCUUCAAGGACCCAAAAUUGCAGAGGAGUUUGAGGUGGAACUGGAACGGGGCAAGACACUGCACAUCAAAGCCCUGGCAGUGAGUGAUCUGAACUGGGCUGGCCAGAGGCAGGUUUUCUUUGAACUCAAUGGGCAACUUCGGUCCAUUCUGGUUAAGGACACCCAGGCAAUGAAGGAGAUGCACUUCCAUCCCAAGGCUCUGAAGGAUGUGAAGGGCCAAAUCGGGGCCCCUAUGCCUGGGAAGGUCAUAGACAUCAAGGUGGCAGCAGGAGCCAAGGUGGUUAAGGGCCAACCCCUCUGUGUGCUCAGUGCCAUGAAGAUGGAGACUGUGGUGACUUCCCCCAUGGAUGGCACUAUCCGCAAGGUUCACGUGACCAAGGACAUGACACUGGAAGGCGAUGACCUCAUCCUAGAGAUCGAGUGAUCUUGCUUCAGAGUGGCAGCCUGGCCAACCCUACCCCAAACCUCCCAACAGAAGCUGUGCAGCCAGGGCAGGCCCAGGCCAGCCGGUACCUGAGGACAGGAAGGCCAGGCCCUUGAGGUCCUGUCCCAGGGUACAGCACACACUACCUGCAGUGGUCCAUUCCCUUCCGUCAUUUGUCCUUUCCUUAUGGACAGGCAGUUGCUCAUGUUCUCAUCUCUUGCCAAAUAAGGGGCUGCUCCUAUAGGAGACUACAGGUGUACAGCUGGUGGCCUUGGGACCUGGGGGAGGUGGUUUUAGGGGUUCUACCUCUGGGGGUAGGGGGAAGACCUAAUUCGCAGGUCCUGGGAAAUUUGCUCAAUAAAAGUGGCCUUCCCUUGCCCUCUACACUA